ACUCCGCCCCGCCCCGCCCGCGGGGGAAAAACAGUCGCGCGGCGAUGACGUGGCGGGGGCCUGGCCGGGCGUCGCGGACUCCGGAGAUGGAGGAAAAGGAGCAAUUACGGCGACAGAUCCGCCUGCUGCAGGGUCUGAUCGAUGACUACAAAAACCUCCAUGGCAAUGCCUCUGCUCCGGGCACCGCAGCUGCUUCCGGGUGGCAACCACCUGCUUACAACAGCAGCAGGUCCUUCAGUGCCUGCUACCCUCGUCCAAGCCGGAGGGGCUUCCCCCUGAACCACGGGCCCGCGUGGCGCAAGAAGUACUCGCUUGUGAAUCGACCCCCAGGAUCUUCAGACCCACCCGGUGACUGUGCUGUGCAGCCGCCCCUCAGGGCUGAGGGCAGCCAGGGUCCUGACCCCCAGCAGUAUGUCCUGGAGAGGCAGGUGCAGCUUAGUUCAGAUCAGAACAUGGUUAUCAAGAUCAAACCGCCAUCGAAACCGGGCUCGGCUAGCACUGCAGGGGUCCCCCGGGGCUCCUUGGAAGAAUAUGAGAACCCCCCCUGGAGCGACCAUAGGCCUCAGGAGGGGGCGGGCGAGCCCCCUGGUGGGCAGCGGCAACCCUCAAAGCCAGGAAGAGUCAAGGGGAGCUGCAGUGCAGAGGACCCCCUUCUGGUCUGCCAGAAGGAGCCCGGCAAGCCCCGGGUGGUAAAGUCUGUGAGCAGCAUGAGUGACAGCCCCUCCGAGCCCCGGCGGACUGUCAGUGAGAGUGCUGUUGCCGUCAAGGCUCGCCUUGUGUCCUCCGGUCUGCCCCAGCGUAGUGGCAUGGCUGUGGGACGGAAGGUGGCCUCACACUCUGUGGCCAGCUGUGUCGCACAGCUCUUUGGAGACAGGAGAGUGAAUGCUGGCCAUCCAGAUCAGCCGGCUUCUUGUGGCUUGGUGGCAGGCCCUGCUAGACCAGCUUCUGGACCCAGGCAGGCCCGAGAGUCCUCUCUGCUUGCGUCCUGUCGAACCACCAAGUUCCGAAAAAACAACUACAAGUGGGUGGCUGCUUCAGCAAAGAGCCCCCGGGCCACUCGGAGGGCCCUCAGCCCCAGAGCAGCCUCAGAGAACAUGUGCAAGGCCCCCUUUGGCACAGAGGAACAGGUGGAGAAGCCACAGCUCCGAGCUGACCCGAAUGCUAAGCCCAGGAGGGCGGCUGUGUCCUCCACGCCUGGGGCCUCCCCCAGCAAGUACAAGUGGAAGGCCUCCAGCCCCUCGGUCUCCUCGUCCUCCUCCUUCCGUUGGCAGUCAGAAGCUGGCAGCAAGGACCAUGCCUCCCAGCUCUCUCCAGUCCCAUCUCGGUCCCCCCCAGGGGACAGACCAGCAGUAGGAUCCAGCAGUUUGAAGCCCCUCUUCAGUGAGACCCCACUGUCAGCUUACAAAGUAAAGAGCCGCACCAAGAUCGUCCGGAGGCGGGGUGGUGCUAGCCUUCCUGGGGAGAAGAAGAGCAGCCCCCCACCUGCUGCCACUGCUAAGACCCAGUUCAGCCUGCGGCGGAGGCAGGUCCUCCGGGCAAAGAGCAGCCCCGUUCUAAAGAAGACCCCCAGCAAGGGCCUGAUGCAGGUCACCAGGCACCGGCUGUGCUGCCUGCCUCCAGGCCGGGCCCACCUCCCCACCAAAGAAGCAUCCAGCCUGCACACCCUGCGGACCCCUCCUACCAGCAAAGUGAUCAAGACCCGCUACCGCAUCGUCAAGAAGACCCCAGUGUCUCCUCUCAACGCCCCCCAGUUUCCUCUGGCCCUGCCCUCCUGGCGGGCACGGCGGCUCUCCCUGUCCAGGGACCUGCCGGCCCAUGGCUUCUGCACGGCCGCUGGGUGCGCUGACCACGGGCUUCCGUCAGGGUCUCUGGUGCUGAACCGCCUGCGCCCCGCUGCUGCGGGUGGGAAGGCCCAGCCUGGCUCUCCUCGGUGGCGGAACAGAGGCUACCGCUGCAUUGGAGGGGUCCUGUACAAGGUGUCGGCCAACAAGCUCUCCAAGACCUACAGCCGGCCCAGUGGGGACGGUAGCAGGCCCCUCCUGCGCACAGGCCGGUUGGACCCUACCACCAGCUGCAGCCGUUCCCUGGCCAGCCGGGCCGUCCAGCGCAGCCUGGCCAUCGUCCGGCAGGCGAGGCAGCGGCGGCGGAAGCAGCGACAGGAGUACUGCAUGUACUACAACCGCUUCGGCAGGUGCAACCACGGCGAGCACUGCCCCUACAUCCACGACCCCGACAAGGUGGCCGUGUGCACCAGGUUUCUCCGAGGCACGUGCAAGAAGACCGAUGGGACGUGCCCCUUCUCCCACCACGUGUCAAAGGAAAAGAUGCCUGUGUGCUCCUACUUCCUGAAGGGGAUUUGCAGCAACAGCAACUGUCCCUACAGCCAUGUCUAUGUGUCCCGGAAGGCGGAGGUCUGCACGGACUUCCUCAAAGGCUACUGCCCGCUGGGCGCAAAGUGCAAGAAGAAGCACACGCUGCUGUGCCCUGACUUCUCUCGCAGGGGCACCUGCCCCCGGGGUGCCCAGUGCCAGCUGCUCCACCGCAACCAGAAGCGCCUCGGCCGGCGGGCAGCCUCAGCCCCAGCCUCGGAGCCGGGUAGCGCGCCUCCCAGGAACAAGGCCUCCUCCAGCCAUGGACCCAGGAAGUCCUCGGCUGCCCAGCGCCCCACCAGACAGACGCCCAGCUCCCCUCCCUCCUCCCCUCGGGUGUUAGCUGCAGCCUCGGGCUCCCCCCUGUCAUCAAAGCCACCUCCCUCUUCCCCCUCUCCCUCCUCCCCCCUUUCCCCUCCCUCCUCCUCCUCCCCCUUCUCCCCCUCCCCUUCCACCCCCUCCCUGUCCUUGGACCAGGAGGAGCUGUCUCUCCAGGAGGAGGCUGCCUCGCCAGCGACGGGCUCCGGCAGCCUCUCCAAGCUGCCCUCCUUCAUCUCCCUGCAGUCCUCGCCGAGCCCAGGAGGCCAGCCCAGGGCCCGGACCCCCAGGAGCCCCCCAGCCAGGGACUCAGGGAAGACUCUGCACAUCAAGCCCCGUCUGUGAGGGCCCGGGGGGCCAGCCUGUGCCUACCUCAGCCCCUCGUUCCUGGAGACAAGGAGGCUCCUGCCUGCCACUGCCCCAGAGGAGGGGCCGCCUGCCACCGAGUCCCCCCCCUGGGGCCCCGGGGUUGUUGCUCUGCC
This is a messenger RNA of Canis lupus familiaris (dog), 3169 nucleotides long. RefSeq names its product zinc finger CCCH-type containing 3 (gene ZC3H3). The transcript has 13 exons. Gene Ontology annotation, molecular function: metal ion binding. Lineage: Eukaryota; Metazoa; Chordata; Mammalia; Carnivora; Canidae. Gene Ontology annotation, cellular component: nucleus. Bases 45 to 3032 code for a protein of 995 amino acids. The record is from RefSeq and is a predicted model, not a curated record.